AUGUUCGUGGGUCAUCCGAUUCUUGAAGAGAUCAAGCAAGGGUAUCGACUAAGGCCAACAAAAACCAUUGAUAAAAGUAAACCAGUAAUUGUUGUGGAAGGCGAAAUUUUAAAUCCAAUUUCAUCGAAACGAAAUAAUAAUAACAAUAGUAAUAAUAAUAUGAAUGAUAAUAUAAACAAUAUCAGAAAAAGCAAUAACAAUAUUAGAAAUCAAACCUCAGUCAACGCUGUGACCACGUCAUCGACAUCUCGUCCAGUGCAAAAAUCACCUCCACCUUAUCCCAUCGCUCCACCGCCUAUCUCCAAGGAUAAUAAUAAUAAUAAUGCUAAUAAAAAACUAUCAUUAAAAUUCGGCGGUAAAGUAGAAGUAAAUCGUGACGAAUUGCUGAAAGAAAUCAGAGGUGGGCGCCAGUUGCGGAGAGUCGUCACAAAUGAUCGUAGUGCACCGAUUGUUGGAAAUAGUAAUAAUAAUACAUACAAUAAUAAUAUUUUAUGUACUGAUAAUAUAAACAAUAGCGGAGAAGAGAAAAGGAACCCACUUGAGGUUAAAAGAGAAGAAUAUAGCGGUGCGGGGACGGGAGGAGCCAUCGAUGAAGGUCAGGCGACAGGUCAAAAGUCUGUUGCAGCUAGAGGUGGGGCUCGGCUCAACACUCGUGAAGCUUCGGGCCUAUCGAAGCAACCAGAAAAAUGUCACGCUGAUCAAUUGAAUCAGUUGAACGUUGUCGACAGCACGGUGGCUCGGAGUUAUUCUGAGAAGAAUAAGGAUCAUCUGGUGAUGAAAGAAGAGGGUCAUGUGCUCAAAGAAGGAGAUCAGUGGGACUCGAGGGUCGAACAAGGAGUUCACAUGGUGCAAGAAGAAGAUCAAAAGGUUCGUCAACUCGACGAUGGGGGUUAUCUUCAUAGCAACACUAACAACUACACAAAAAAGGCUAGAGUAGAAGCGGACGAGCGUUGGACAUCACCAUUAAUCUCCACAGAACAAAUUCAGUCGGAAAUACCAGUAGGUAGUGCAAAAAGUCGUAUUGCACUUCUCAAUAACCUAUUUUUAACAGAUUCAUUACCCGAAAAAGGGCUACAAUCCAUCGAAGGCAGACAUUCAGAAGUUCCCCUACUGUCGGCAACAACCAAAUUUCCGGCUGCGGGGCUAGCAUUCCGCCCGAAACGACAACAGCAGUACGGGUCAAGAAGAGACUCCAAUGAGUUCAAAAGGCAUGAAAUUGACCUUCCAUAUGGCCACCAUGGAGGUCUACAAGAGCCUGUAAAGUCUGCACUGAAGUCGAAUAAUCCCGCGGCAGGAGGGCAAGGGCAUAUUGCUGCUUGCAAUAAGGCUCAUGACAAUACUAAUAUUGGCGCAAUCUAUAAUCAUCUAAGAGCCCAGUCACAAAGUCCUAUUAGAAGCUCAUAUAUGAGACGUGAUGACGAUUUGCCCAUUGGCUCGCUCAUUAAUGAUAACGAUACCAAUGUCAAUGAUGAUCUCAAACAUAUAACUGAUAAAACUGAUAACGUUAUUAGUACUAUUAACGAUGUCGGUGGCAAUAUGACUACAGAGCAGCAACAACAAUCGCUCGCAGAUCACAGUGAAAAGCAAAACAGGAAUCAGUUGAAAAUUGCUGGUAAAAUUGAUUUCACCAGUGCUGGCGAUAUUUCUUCGAGAAGGAGCUACUGGGGCGGCGACAAAAUGAUAAAUCGAUCAUUUGCUGAUACGAACAGCAUUAAGAAGAUAGUUCAAAGAUUCGAUAAUAGCAUUAAUAAUAAUAAUAAUAAUAAUGACAAUAAUAAUAAAAAAAACAUCAUUUAUAAGAACGAUGGUGCCAUGAGACGGCACAUUAUGACAAUGUCAUCAAAUGAAGGCACUGGUGGUGUUGGCCCAGUGGCAAUUUCUCAAUGCCAACCUCUUUACAAGGCUUCAUCGUGCACUCCGGAUAUCGCUCAUGGGAUUAACGUAAACGAAACAUCAAAUCAACAUUCUAAACCACUCUAUAAUGAUAAUAAUAAUAAUAAUGAUAAUAAUAAUAAUCAUAAUAAUAACAUUAAGAAUGACGUUACCUCUUCGCCAACACCGCUUCUGCCAGCCACGCCCACUGCAAUAUGCAGACCAAUCACGCCGCAACAAUUAUCGCUGCUCGCGACGAAAACAAGCACAGCGCUCGAGCCAAAAACGUUUCCUCCUAAGCCAUGGGCAUUGGCAUUGGCCAAUAGCUCACGACAGGGUAGUAUUAGUCGAAGAUGGCCUCCAGCUGCUUCAAUCUCUACUGCUUUGAUCCCCCAUUCGCACACUUCCAGGCCAGAACCCUCAGUAAACCCGUCGUCAUCUAACUCACCACCUCUCCUCAAUUCUACUUCUCAUGCAAGCUCUCCCGCUAACAACGUCUCUUCUCCUAUACCGAUUCCUGUCAAGCCCCACUCACCCUCUCCCCAAUCAGCAAAUGCACCGAAUUCGAUCGCCAAUUUAGGCUUAGGCUUCUCUUCACCCCCCGUUUACGAAGCGAUUCCAGUAAAAUGCAUCAUGACACCAAAUGAAUCACCCACGGAAUCUGUGCAUCCUACACUUAGACCUGCUUCCGUUAACAGAACGCUCGUCGACCAACAACAAUCGACGCCCAUCUUAAUCGCUUCCAUUUUCCAGAGGGCACCGGACAUUGAUAAUGAUAACGAUUCUAGCGGUAGGCAUUUGGCGGCUAUUGGUAAAACUGCUGACUCAACUGUUGAGAUUGGGACGGGAACAAUUGGCACUGCUGAAGCCACCAAGGGACACAGUGAGCCUUUCGGACAAGGGAGGACUACUGGCUCAGAUAAUACAGAGACCUGUGCACGGAGUGAUGCUCUCAGCACAACCAUGCAUUACGCGAGCGUUUAUCAGCUAGCACCAAAGCCACACAAGGCACAGAAGUGCAGUGCUCCAAUAUGGCGAAAAGAUGCACUCACUUUCGUUCAUCCGCGGAAGAGCGACGUUCAUGACAGCUGCGAUGACACUGACGAUGCACUCGAUAAGACUACUGAUAAGACUACUGUUGUCAGUGAUAAUGUAUCAAUCAUACGAACUGAAUAUGAGAGCGCUCCUCAAAAUGCGCACGUAUCACCAACAGCUAAAAGUUAUUCGGUACCAAUUAAAGCUGACUGGUAUAAUCCGACAGGAUUUAGUACAGCCAAAAUAACGACCAGUGGGCGUGCACGAAAAAUUAUUAUUGGAUUCAAUAACAUCAAUAAUAAUAAUAAUAUUUGA
Anisakis simplex (herring worm) is the source of this 3222-nucleotide messenger RNA. NCBI's taxonomy places the organism in Eukaryota, Metazoa, Nematoda, Chromadorea, Rhabditida, Anisakidae. The record is from the annotation of a GenBank genome assembly.